AUGUCAAAAGUGAAACAGAGAAAGAGACCGUUUAAAAAAAACGAGAUAAACAGAAAGAGAGGUGAGGGUUUGUCUUCAGGUGAUGCAUGGCCUCCGCCAGCAGAGCCGCCUUUCGGGAACCUCGGCGUGCCCACGGAGCGGCCUGACACGUCGGCUGAGAUAUGGAAGCUGACAGGAAGAGCUUCGGGGCGACUUCAUGCCGAGACGGGAUCCGGCGACUUCGACAUGACACGCGGGAAAGCUAAUUUAACAGCAUGCCAUGUAAAUAAGCCAUCGUCUCGGCUGGACCCCCAGCUGCUGUCUGACAGCGCGGGAAGGGAAGGUCUGGAGAUUGACAGGUAUGACAUCAAAGCUCUGAUCGGUCGAGGCAGCUUCAGCCGUGUGGUUCGGGCCGAGCACAGACGCACACGCCAGCCCUUUGCCAUCAAGCUUCUUGAGGUCAGAGGUCGGGAGGGUCACGACACUUGUCAGGCAGAGCUCGGGGUCCUACGUCGGGUCAACCACGCUAACGUCAUCCACUUGGCCGAGGUGUUCGAAACGGCUCAUCGAGUCUAUCUCGUUCUCGAGCUGGCCACUGGAGGAGAGCUCUUGGAACGUGUGAUCGCCCGAGGGACCUUUAGAGAGCGUGACGCCACCAAGGCCUUGACGAUGAUGGCCAAUGGGCUGUGCUAUCUCCACGCCCUGGGUGUCACUCACAGGGACCUUAAACCAGAGAACCUGCUGUACUACCACCCGGGUCAGGACUCUCGGUUGAUCAUCACCGAUUUUGGACUUGCCUGCUGGGACAACCAGAGUGCAGCAAGCGUGUCUAAUGCUUUUAGCGCUUCUGCAACUUCUAGAUUAGCUAAGGAUAGCGGUACCACAGAGAACGAUAUUUCAGAUGAUCAGAUGAAUGAUCAUUUUAACCUAAGAACAUCCGAAACUAAGGAGCUAAGACCAAACUAUGAACUUAAAAAGAUGAGUCUAUUACUUCAGAAUGAAGAUGACGCAUGUCUUGCAACCCACAGCACGGACUGUCGUACUAGUAAAACUAAAGACUGGGCUCUCAGGACACUUUGUGGCACACCAGAGUACCUGGCCCCUGAGAUGGUGGCCGGGAGAGCGUAUAACAGCGCUGUGGAUUUGUGGGCGCUGGGUGUCAUAACAUAUAUCCUGCUGAGCGGCUCCCUGCCCUUUGAUCAGAACAGUCGACCACGCCUCCUCAGGGCUAUCCUCAGGGGCAACUACAGUUUCCAUGGCAAUCCAUGGAGCUCCGUAUCUACACUAGCCAAAAGCUUCAUCGAUCGCCUUUUGACCUAUGACCCUGAGGAGCGGAUGACGGCUGAAGAAGCUCUGAAACAUCCUUGGCUGGUCAGCAUGGCAGCGUGUUCCUCUAAUAAGAACCUGCACCGCUCCAUAUCCCGAAAUCUCCAGCGUCGGGCGUCACAUGCUUCAUCUCGAUGCCCCAGCUCGGGCUCGACUCCCGGCUCACACUUGGGGGUGAAACCCGGGUCACCGCCGGGAUCUGCUCCACGGUUGGGACUUGGCCACAAAUCACAGAGCAGCUUGAAGGUCACAAGCUGAUGCUUUGAUGUACUGGAUUCUUUACUUUGAUGCAUGUCUCCAAAUCUAGCAGACGUUUGAUCUAAAGGGUUAAAAAUGUUGUUUACAAAAUCGCGUAUAUAUGAGGGUAGAUUUCAGUAAAUCAAUCUGGAUAACACCUAGAAAAGGUUUAUUGCGCAAUCUGAGUUUAAACAAAAUGCAUGGUGCACAGUUGAUGUCAGGUUUAAUAUUUUGUCAGAAAUAUUAAAAAAAUAUCAGUCACGAUACCAAGUAAUGGACACGAGAAAACAGUAUGACAGCUGCACCUGCAAACGUUACCGCAAAGUAAGGUGACUUUCUUUAGAGGGACUUUGGGACAAUUUCAGAUUAGUAUGAAAAAGACCUUCAGCAUAUUUAUCAUUAGAGAUGUGCUCAGCGGUGUGUUUUACACUCUGCGAUAUAAAAGGAAACUCACAGAUCAGCACCUCUGGUCUGCUCUUUCACAUUCACAUCCUUCAUUAAUCCGAUGGCUGAUCUUACACCUCUAAAGAGUCGCAAGCCGUUGUAUACGCCAAUGACCAGGAAGUGUAACAUCAGCACAGGGUCUGAGCGUCUGUCAGAUGUUUGGUUUUUUUUGAUGAUGAGCCAUACUGUACAUUAAUUGUGUCUUUGACGAGUCAAAAGUUGCCAUGGUUUACCGUUUGUUGUGUAACUUUAGUUGGAGUGAUAAAGAAACAGUAUUUGGACAUUAAAAGACCAGGUUUAAAAUUGCAGUAGAUAACAUGCUUAGAUCAAAUUUUAUUCAUGUUGAUGUAAUAUCACAAUUGUUUAAUGUGGUGAGCACGUUCACAUGGUCACCCCAUGUAUUUUGUAUAUGUUGAUGGCUCCUAUGAUGUAUCGACAUGUGUCAAUGACGUAUAAGGAUUUUUCCUAUUUUAAAAUACAAAUAAAUAAUAUCUAAUGCAGUUCUUCAAACAUUAAGAAUGUGGUGUACACAUAAAUGCGGAUCAAAAUGUUAGAUUAAGAGAUUUUUGAAUUUUUCAUUAGGCCACAGCCUUUAAUGUCUGUGUUACAAGCAAGUUGUGCUUUAGUAUUUCUCUUUUCUGUAUCAGGUGCCUGUCUUGUGUUUUAAAUGUCCAAGGUGGAAAAGGGAAACAGGAAAAGAUCUCCCUCUACUGGAGAAUGAUCCAGUUGCCGGACAAUACAUUGUGCCAUUUAAGGCCUUAAAGAGACAGUUCACCCUGAAAUGUAAUUUUUGUUAUCAUUUACUCACGCUCAGAUUGUUCUAAACCUGUAUACAUUUCUUUGUUCUGCUAAAAACAAGGUAUUUGGAAGAAUGUCAGUAACCAAACAGAUCUCAUCCCCCAUUUACUAGGGUGCAUGUGCUAAAAGUGAUGAAGACCAAUGAAAGCCAUAGACUGAGAUUUCUCAGCGAUCAUGAAGAUGUGAAACUCUGAGGUCAACACUGCCUUUAGGUCUCUGAAAUCACAGACAGCCGCACAUCAGAGGGAAGAUUUUCACCGCAGGUUGGAAGUGGAUUCAGAUGUUUUUUGUGUCUGUGAGAUUUGGGGCAAUUGAGUUUGGGACUGGGAUGUUCCCAGU
This is a messenger RNA of Triplophysa dalaica, 3123 nucleotides long. Its product is annotated as serine/threonine-protein kinase H2. The transcript is spliced from 5 exons. Gene Ontology annotation, biological process: protein phosphorylation. The record is from RefSeq and is a predicted model, not a curated record. Gene Ontology annotation, molecular function: protein kinase activity; ATP binding. NCBI's taxonomy places the organism in Eukaryota, Metazoa, Chordata, Actinopteri, Cypriniformes, Nemacheilidae. The coding region runs from base 1 to 1563 and encodes 520 amino acids.